Molecule: messenger RNA, 801 nt
Organism: Hansenula anomala
Lineage: Eukaryota; Fungi; Ascomycota; Saccharomycetes; Phaffomycetales; Wickerhamomycetaceae
Exons: 1
Coding region: 1-801 (266 amino acids)
Source: RefSeq, a predicted model, not a curated record
AUGUCGAAUUAUUUAUCAAACGUUCUAGAGUGCCUCCAAAGUUCAGCAACGUACUACUUCACUAUAACUGCAGCAAUUACAUUGAGUAUGAAAUUAAUCAGAAUACAACUACCGGAUCAACAAAAUGACUCAACAGUAAAAUCUGGUAAAAUUGUCUGUUUCAAUAGUCAAGUUCAAGUUCGUUAUUUUGACAACAAAUCUGUGAUAGGGACCAGCGAAGAAGAUGACGUUGGUGAUCUUUGUUUGAUAAGUAAAAGAAAAAAUAAACGCAAAUCAAAGUAUACUUAUCAAGGGAAAAAACUGACUAAGAAGGAAUAUAGAAGAAAGCUUUUUCUAGCUACAGAGCAUGAAAUUUUCUUCCAUAGUCACUUUUCAGGCGUAUUUAAUAAAAAAGGAUUUGAAGAAGAUUACUUUGAAGAGAUCUUCAAGACCCAUUGGAGUUUGUUUGAACCUUUAAAGACCAAUUUUGAUAGAAUGACUGAAAUUUUUGAUGAGGCUAGUAGGGCCGCGGACGGUUUAGCUGAUGAUUUCAAUAUUAUAGGUUGUCAUUCGUUUCCUGGAUCCACUAAUAUACCCAAGGAGGAAUAUGAUACUGAUAAUGAAGGUUUACAUCCUGGUAACUAUCCAAAAAACGUUAUUACUUGUCCAAAUAGAGACUUUGGCUCUUCAAACAACAACGGUUCUCGUCCAACGCGGAGGGUUCUCCAGCCAACAAAUACCUCAACUCCUGAUGACGAGCUUGAUCCCCCAGUGCGUUAUAUUGUUCCUUUCAAAACCAAAAAGAGAAGAAGAGUCCUAUAA